GCACCGCACGUUACUGAGAUGAAAGGAUCAAACGGGAAAAAGGGAUCUUCCUCCGGUGUGAUGAACUGGAUUAGUUCAGCUUGUCGGUUUGCAACAGACAGAAACGACUUCAGAAGGAAUCUUCUGGUGAACUUAGGUUUGUUUGCGGCCGGCGUUUGGGUCGCAAGAAAUCUCUCAGAUUUUGAUUUGUCUCCUCAGCCUGUGACAUAACCCGGUCAAGACACAGCAAAACCAAAACCAGGAUGAUGGUGUCUUGGACCAACAAUGAAGAAACAAGGGACGUACGAAUCUUCAUGAAAUAUCUAUACGACUAGUUAUGUUUAAAAACAUCUUGCUUACC
Monopterus albus (swamp eel) is the source of this 340-nucleotide messenger RNA. It is a transcript of the gene tomm6, whose product is annotated as translocase of outer mitochondrial membrane 6 homolog (yeast). Lineage: Eukaryota; Metazoa; Chordata; Actinopteri; Synbranchiformes; Synbranchidae. The record is from RefSeq and is a predicted model, not a curated record. The transcript has 3 exons. Gene Ontology annotation, cellular component: mitochondrial outer membrane translocase complex. The coding region runs from base 19 to 210 and encodes 63 amino acids.